Messenger RNA from Cavenderia fasciculata, 4452 nucleotides. Its product is annotated as bromodomain-containing protein. NCBI's taxonomy places the organism in Eukaryota, Evosea, Eumycetozoa, Acytosteliales, Cavenderiaceae. Gene Ontology annotation, molecular function: protein binding. The transcript is spliced from 5 exons. Bases 1 to 4452 code for a protein of 1483 amino acids. The record is from RefSeq and is a predicted model, not a curated record. Gene Ontology annotation, biological process: regulation of transcription by RNA polymerase II; cytoskeleton organization; regulation of cell shape. Gene Ontology annotation, cellular component: nucleus.
AUGAUUCAAUCUUAUAAAUAUUUAAUGAAUGAAAAGGGACAUCAUUCAAGACUACCACUCAAAACUAAAUCACUAUUGGCAUCAGGUGAUUAUUCAAUGACUCCUCCUCCGACAACAACAACAACUCCAACAACAAACCUGAAUAGAAUUAGAUUAAACAACAACAACAACAACAACAACAACAACUUACCAACUCCUCCUAUACUGACACCUCAAAAUAAUAAUAAUAAUAAUAACAAUGGCAUCAAUAAUUUCAUUGUUCAAAAUGUAAAUAAUAAUAAUAAUAAUAAUAAUAAUAAUAAUAAUAUAAAAGAAUUGACAAAUUCUUCACCAGAUAUUAUUGGUGAGACUUUUCAACAGAAUCAACAUUUACCUAUUGUUCAACAACAACAACAACAACAACAACAACAACAACAACAACAACAACAACAACAACAACAACAACAUCAAUUACCAAAAUUAUUAUACCCUCUAACAACGACAAACAAGAGAACCAUUAAUAAUGCAAUAAGAAACACUCGAUCAAAGAAUAAUGAAAAUAAUGAAAUGGUACCAUUUACAUCUAAAGUUUUAUCAAGAGAACUUGAUGGAUCUAGAAAAUUACAACAACCAUUACCAUUUUCAUCAAAUUUCCAAUUGAUUGUAACAGUUCAAGCACAUAAAGCACCAACAUAUUGUUUUACAUUUGAUAAAACAGGAGAUAGAUUUAUAACUGGAGCAGAUGAUCAUUUGGUUAAAGUUUGGUCAUCGAGUACUGGUAGAUUAAUAAGGACUUUACGAGCGCAUGCAGGUGAUAUUACAGAUAUGUCUGUUAGUUUUGAUAAUUCAAUGUUGGUAUCUGCGUCCAAUGAUAGUACUGUUCGUGUUUGGGAUUUGUAUAGCUAUGCCCCCAUACACACUCUACUAGGACACGAAGUAUCGACAAAGAAUUUUAUCACCUCUGUAUCAUUUUGUCCAACACCCGAUAGAAAUCUUGUUCUCAGUUCAGAUUCUUAUGGCGUUUGUCGUCUAUGGGAUCUCGACGAUUUAUCAAAGUCUUGUAUUUUACAAUCUUCAACAUCUUCAAUCAACAGUGCCAGUUUUAACAAUGCUGGUACACUUGUAUUUAUUGCCAGUGGAACAUCUAUCACUAUCUGGUCACUUGCAUCACAUCCACCCGUACUUGUAAAUACUUUGGAGGGUCAUACCCCCACUAUAAAAUUAUUAUCUUGUAAUCAUAAAAGUGAUUCUAUCAUAUCUGGUACCGACGAUGGUACUGUAAUCAUUUGGAAACAUUCCUAUGGUACCAUUUGGAAUCAAAUAACUUUUAAUUCAAGAGGAAUUAAUUCUCAAAAAAGAAAUUUUAAAGAUAAAUUAAGAACAGUUGUUUGGUCGUUGGAUGAUAGAUUUAUCAUAACAGCUGAUCAUGUUAUAAGAGUUUGGGAUGCCAACGAUGGGUCAUUGUGUAGAGAAUUAACAGAACAUCUUUCAGAUGUAUUUGUAUUGGAUACUCAUCCGUUUGAUAGAAGACUAGUGAUGAGUGCUGGCUAUGACUCUAUGGUUUUAUUGUGGGAUAUUGAAAGAGGAGUAGUUGUAAAAAAGUUUAUUUUGGAUAAUUUGAUUGCUUCGUCACAGAUUUCAGAUGGUGGAUUCUCUCCCGAUGGAACACAGUUGUGUGUUACAACCAACACUGGAAAAUGGUACAUGUUUGAAAUUGGAGGAGAUGUAAAUUCCACCCGCUUUUCAAAUACACCAUUUGAACAAUUUUUUCACAACGACUAUCAUUCACUCAUUCGUGAUCUUUAUGGUUAUGUAUUGGAUGAUCUUACUCAAACAGCACCUCAUCUUUUACCACAACCGCUGCUUGUCAACUAUCAAGGACAAUCCUAUGGUUUCCAACCACCACCCCCACCUGAACCCAAAAAUUAUUCCAAAACAGCUCAAUAUCAAGAGGAUCUGCGUCGAUACAAACAAUUAUUAGAGUAUGAAACAGAGCUCUCUCUCAAAGAGGAACCAAAACAAAAAAGAGAGUUUAUUAUACCUCCAGAACCACCCACACCAACAAAAAAACCAAGAGGAAGAAAACAACCACCAACACAAGCACAACAAGAAGAAACAGAAGAGGAAGAGUCUGUUGAUGAUUAUGAUCUUCCAAUUCCUAGUGAUCUUUCAGAUGACGAUUUUGUCCCCUCUGAGGAGGAAUCAGAGAGAAAUCAGUCAGAAUCCUCUGAAGAAGAAGAAUCUGAAGAGGAAGAAGAAGAAGAGGAAGAAGACUCAAAUGAUGAAAACCAAAUUACAACAAGAAGUCAAAGUAGGAAAAUGGUUGAACAAAAGAAAAAGAAAAUAUUAAGAAGAAAAAUCCCAUUGACAAGAAGUAGAACAACAAAUGGACAACUUGAUGAAAUUAUAGAGACAUUGGGGCUACCAACUGAAAUACCAAGUGAUGAAGAUAAUGGACAGGAUGGUAACGAAUCAACAACAGCUGAUUCAAUGAUAAAAAGAAAAAGAGGUCGUCCAAUGUCAACUCGUUCUAUUUAUGCCUAUAGUAACAAUGCAAACGGCGAGGAUGACGAAGAAGAUGAAGACGAUGAUGAUGAGGAUUACCAAGAGGAAUUUGAAAGUGGAGAUGACCAACAAGAUGAUCAAGAUGAUGAUGAUCGAAUGAAAAAAGAUAAAACAAACAAGAAAAAGAGAAAAGCAAGGUUCACCUUAAAACCCAACAGUGUACCUACAGCUUUAAAACCCUCCUCUUCACCUCCUCUUUGUCCAAAAUGGUUAUUGGUUGACUCUAAUAAUUCUAUUACCUCUUAUAUACCACAAAUUGGAGAUAAUGUAAUUUAUUUCCACCAAGGACAUAAAAAAUAUUUAGAUAUGUACCCAGAUGAGGUUGUCCAAGACGUUGGUUUAUCUCUAUUGUGGUUGUCUACAGCAGAAGAAUGUAUUAUCAAAGAAUUAAAAUAUAUUAUCACCUCGCCUCAAUCUAGCAAUCCCGGAUUGCAUCAGGCACAAAUCACGCUAAAACCUGUUUCAAGUCCCGAUGAAGAAGAUGAAAUCAAGGUAUUUUAUCAUGUUAGUGACAUUCCAGAUUAUUUGGUAUUGGCAAGUAAGGUUAAAAGGAGCCUCGAGACGCGAUGGGCACCAGGAAUGAAAUUUAAAAUGUAUUAUCCCGAUGAAGAAAAGUGGUACAAUGGUAGAAUCAAGAGUAUUGCCCCUUCGGAUCCAAAUUACCCAGACAGUUUAUGGGAAAGAAUAUUGGUUUGUUGGAGUCAGGAUGGCAAUGAUGACAGGGUUAGUCCUUGGGAAAUAGAAUUAUUGACCGAUCAAGAAAUAGAAGCAGCAGCAGCAGCAGGAGAGCAAGAAGAGGAUGAUUCGGAAAUGGAACAAGAUAUAGACCAAACAUCUUAUUUGAUGCUUGUCGAUAAAUUAUUGCGAACAAUGACUGAUGAAUCAGAAGAGGUUAUCGAACCUCAAGUACGUGAUUCGAUCAUUGCUACAUUGGAAGAUAUCGUCGAAAAUGAAAUAUGUUUGCCCUAUUUGGAGCCAGUAGAUUUGGAAUCGUAUCCCCUCUACAUCCAUUAUGUCGCCCACCCAAUGGACUUUUCAACCAUAUUCUCUCGUCUGAGAAACGACUAUUAUCGUCGAGUUGAAUCGGUUGCACACGAUACAGAGUUGAUCAUGCGAAGUGCAUUUACAUACAACCAACCCAACACCAAAAUUGCAAGAAACUCAAAGCUCGUGUAUCAUCAAGUUUUGGCUUCCCUCAGGGAAUAUCUUCCACCAGGUAGCGAAAUAGAUCAUGGACAAGAAUCAAUUGAUAAUAAAACUGACCAAGAAGAAUCAAUGGAAGUUGAUAUAGAACAACAACAAGAAGAAGAUCAAAGUGAAAAGGAUGAAGAUGAUGAAGAGGAAGAAGAUAUGGUUGUUAGGAAUCCACCACGAAGAACAAGAUCAGCUUUGGCAAAUAAUAAUAAUAUUAAUCCAACACCAACAACAGGAAUAACAAGAUCAAAAUCACUAGUCAUCACAAUUCCUCAAACAAUGGUUUCAACAAGAACAUCUAGAUUAAAAAAACAAAAUGACAUUGUUCCACAGGAAGAAGAAGAGGAAGAGCAAAUAGAGUCGGAACAAGAAAACGAUGAUGACUUUUCAAUUGACUCUGAUAAUGAACUUGGUAACAAGUUUAAAAGAAAGUCUACCACUACCCAAAAUGGAAAAUCAACUCAUCAAAUCAAGAGAAGAAAACCAACAAAAUUAAUUGAAGAAGAGGAAGAAAGUCUAGAAGAGGAAGAAGAAGAAAAAGAUAGUAGUUUUGAAGAUAUUUCCAAUGAUGAUAUAGAAGUAGACUCUGUUAAUUCUAGUACUGAAUCCAACAACAAUAAUGUCCAACAACAACAACAAGAGAAUCCAGUUACGCCAAUUGCCAAAAAGAUGCCAUUGUCUUUAAAAAUACGCACCAAUAAACUAAUUUCCUAA